Messenger RNA from Fraxinus pennsylvanica, 825 nucleotides. Lineage: Eukaryota; Viridiplantae; Streptophyta; Magnoliopsida; Lamiales; Oleaceae. The record is from the annotation of a GenBank genome assembly.
AUGAAAAGCACCGGUUUCACCUCUGAAUGCUUGCAGCCGAAGCGCAUAAUACUGGUUCGCCAUGGGGAGAGUGAAGGAAAUCAAGAUGAAGAAGUUCUUGAAUAUAUACCUAAUUAUAAAAUCAAAUUAAGCAAUAAAGGGAUUGAGCAGGCUCAAAACGUUGGUUCUGAGAUCAAGAAAGUGGUAUCAGAAUAUGGAGAAUCGGAAAACUGGAAGGUCUUGUUUUACGUGUCUCCAUCAGAGCGCACGAAGCAGACACUGGGAACGAUAAUCGGGGAGGAAUUUCCAGAGGAAAAAGUGAUUGGAUUGAAGGAAGAAUGCAGGCUGAGAGAACAGCAUUUUGGGAAUUUCCAGGAGCUUGAGAAGAGGAAGAAGAUAAAGCGAAACAGAAACAGGUACGGGAAAUUCUUCUACCGGGUGCCUGACGGGGAAUCCAGCGCCGAUGUUUAUGACAGAGUUUCCAGUUUUCUUGAAACUCUAUGGAGGGAAAUGGAAACAAACAGGCUAAACAGCAGCAACCCUUCAGAGGAACUGAAUCUGAUAAUUGUUUCCCAUGGAUUGACCAUUCUUCUGUUACUCAUGAAAUGGUUCAAUUGGACUGUCGAGCAAUUUGAGGGACUCAAAAAUCCACAAAAUUGUGAAUACAAAGUUCUGCAAUUAGGUUGCAAUGGAGAAUACAGUCUGGCUAUUCAUCACAAAUUGGAAGAACUGCAUGCAUGGGGGCUGUCUGAAGAGAUGAUUCAGGACCAAAUAUUUCGGGCUUAUGGCACCAAAAAUAACCUCAAGAACACCAAAUUUUUGCCAAAAUCUGAUGUUUUUUUUUAG